ACGGCCUCUCUCCUUGGACUUCUGCUGGACACUGGAGGUACCAGAAAGAGGACCAUGGUUGGACAGAAGCCUUCAGAGAUGCCUCCCACAACAGCUGUGAAGUUCCUAGGUGCAGGCACAGCAGCCUGUUUUGCUGACCUCCUCACCUUCCCACUGGACACAGCCAAGGUUCGCCUGCAGAUUCAGGGGGAGAGCCAGGCAGCCCCAGCCACCCGGAGUGUGCAGUAUCGCGGAGUGCUGGGCACCAUCGUGACCAUGAUGCGCACGGAGGGCCCCCGCAGUCCCUACAACGGGCUGGUCGCCGGCCUGCAGCGCCAGAUGAGCUUUGCUUCCAUCCGCAUUGGCCUCUAUGACUCGGUCAAGCAAUUCUACACCCCUAAAGGAUCGGACCAUUCCAGCAUCGCGACCCGGAUCCUGGCAGGAUGCACCACAGGGGCCAUGGCAGUGACCUGUGCACAGCCCACGGAUGUGGUCAAAGUCCGAUUUCAGGCCAGCAUAAAUCUUGGGCCCGGGAGCAACAGAAAAUACAACGGGACUAUGGAUGCCUACAGAACUAUCGCCAAGGAGGAAGGAAUCCGGGGCCUGUGGAAGGGAACUUUCCCCAACAUCACAAGGAAUGCCAUUGUCAACUGUGCUGAGAUGGUGACCUAUGACAUCAUCAAGGAGAAGCUGCUAGACCAUCAACUGCUGACCGACAACUUCCCCUGCCAUUUUGUCUCUGCCUUUGGAGCUGGCUUCUGUGCCACAGUGGUGGCUUCCCCAGUGGACGUGGUGAAGACGCGCUAUAUGAACUCGCCCCCGGGCCGCUACCUCAGCCCCCUGGACUGUGUGGUGAUGAUGGUGGCCCAGGAGGGUCCCACGGCCUUCUACAAGGGAUUUACACCCUCUUUUUUGCGUUUGGGAGCCUGGAAUGUGAUGAUGUUUGUUACCUAUGAGCAGCUGAAACGGGCCUUGAUGAAAGUCCAGAUGUUACGGGAGUCUCCGUUCUGAACAAGACAAGGAGGCCAACCGGGCACUUACCUGCUGUGACGCCAGUUAAG
Molecule: messenger RNA, 1040 nt
Organism: Elephantulus edwardii (Cape elephant shrew)
Lineage: Eukaryota; Metazoa; Chordata; Mammalia; Macroscelidea; Macroscelididae
Gene: UCP3
Product: uncoupling protein 3 (mitochondrial, proton carrier)
Exons: 6
Coding region: 55-990 (311 amino acids)
Biological process (GO): mitochondrial transmembrane transport; adaptive thermogenesis; mitochondrial transport
Cellular component (GO): mitochondrial membrane
Molecular function (GO): oxidative phosphorylation uncoupler activity
Source: RefSeq, a predicted model, not a curated record